Molecule: messenger RNA, 2700 nt
Organism: Symbiodinium sp. CCMP2592
Lineage: Eukaryota; Dinophyceae; Suessiales; Symbiodiniaceae
Source: the annotation of a GenBank genome assembly
AUGGGGAAUUCCAUGGGGAGCUGUGGCGCUGAUGCCGGUGUUGUCAACUCAGAGCCGGUACACGACCGCCACUUUCCGAUGUAUGUGGUCAAGGUUUCGGACUUCCUGAAGCUCAGGCCAAAUUCAAGGAAGAUGGAGGGUGCCCCAAUGCCCCACCGCGCCCUGGAGCAGCAAGGGUUGCUCUACGAAUGGUGCCCAGGAAUGUUCGUGAUUUUCGUGUCUCAUCAGUGGCUUGGUGCCACACAUCCAGAUCCACGUGGGGAGCAACUAGCAGUUCUCCGCCAAAGCCUGACGGGCAUCAUCGAAGGGUCUUUGCACGUCGAAGGCGACAUGAUCUCCCUGAUCAAGGGCAGGCCGACACUUCAGCUUCCAGAUGCAAUCCGAAAGGAGAUCCAACACGGAUUCCUGUUUCUGGAUUGGUUUGCCAUCCCGCAGAUCACAGCGCGGCAUGAGGGAGUGAACGAAGCUGUCACACGGUCGAAUGCGGCCCUUGCAGUACAAAGUAUUCCGGCUUACGUAGAGGCAUCGAACGUCUUUGUGGCCUUGGUUCCCGAGUUGCCACAUGUGACUCGAGGCACACGCUGCAACUAUCCGUCGUGGCUGUCUAGGGGAUGGUGCCGUGCAGAGCUUUACUGCCACCUUCUGUCCAACAAGCCCGACACCAGUGUCAUUGUUAUACAUUCUGCGAUGGAGGCUGAGUACAUGUUUCCCCUCGACUGGCAGCACAACACUGUAGCAGAAGGCGACUUCACAGUCGAGAGUGACAGGGCCAUCGUGGUGAAGCUCAGCGAGAUGGCUGUGGACAGCAAGAUCCGACAUCUAGGUGCCAAGGGCCCUACAGGCCUCUACCGUUUCUACGUGGCCUACCGAGCGAAGCUUCUCGGUCGGCCCUGUCUCCCUUGGGACCUCGUGGGCUUUUUGGAGAACUUCCGCUUUCCAAGCUUCCAGGAUGCAAUUUCCGACAAGAUCAUGAAUGGUGCUCUGUGCGCAGUCAUUGCAGGGGACGCACAAAUGCUCUCCAGGCUGAUACAGCGCAGCGCCGAUGUCAACUAUCGAGUGUCUGGCUUGAGCGACUUAGGGUUCUACGACAGUCAGACGCUUCUGAUGGUGGCAGCAAAGUCGCACCAAAGCGCAGAGGUGCUCUCAACACUGCUAGAGCUUCGGGCAGAUGUAAAUGCGAGAGACCGCAGUGGACUCAAUUCUGCUUUCUACGCUCGCUCUGCGCAACAAGUGAAGGUGCUGGUGGAGGCCAAGGCAGACAUUCAUUCCAUCUGCUCGCCGCUUGGCUUGGCUCCACUGACAGGGGCCGCUUCCUCCGCAGAUGCGGGCACAGUCGCCGCAUUGCUCGAGGCGAUGUGCGAUCCAAACCCAGAGCCAAGCGGAGCCGGCUAUGGUCCACUACAUGGUGUUGCCGGCUUCGCGAGGCAAAGCAACAGGUUCUCCGCUAGCAAGGCCCGCUUGCUGCUCGCAAGCCGCGCCGACAUCAACAUGCGCGCACGUCCUACUGGCAAGUUCCGAUUGAUUACAUUAGCCGCCCGUGCUCACACUGGCCUUUUGGGCUUUGGCUCCGGCUCAAUUUCAGCCCGGCGUGUGGCAGCUCUUCCUGGCAUCACCCCAUUAGGGACUGCUGCUAUGUUAGGUGACGGAGAGUUGGCACAGCUUUUUCUGGAGUUUGGAGCUCAAGUGCUCGAGAACGAUCGUGGUGACACGCCGGCCGCCACCAGAAGCAUCUUUAGCUCUGCCUCCGAGAUGAGCAAGAGCGUGAAGGCUCGCAUGCCCAGCGUGCCGAGCAGUACCGGCUCCUCGCAGCCGUUAUCUCCUGGAGUGCUUCCAAGAGCGGCACUCCCGCUCGGCCAAAUCUUCCGGAGUUUGCUCCACUGGCGGAGGCGGGCAGACCACGAGCUUGAGCGAAUCCAGGCCAAGAUUGACGACAUGUGGCUGCACGAGAUGAUGCUGGGCUGUGACACCGAACUCUUCGAGACAGUGCGGAAGGUCCUGGGCGAUCUGGCCGAGCUCUGCGGCGAUUUGUCCAGGCAGUUGCUCGAGAUUGGAUCUCUCAGCCACGGCGUGCCACGAAGGCUUUCGUGGCCUUGCGUGCUGCGAGGCGGCCUACACUGGCGGUGCUCUUGCUGGAGGCCAUUUCGGAGCAGCGGCUGCCCCCCAAUGAGUUCCACAUCAACGCCUGCCUCGGCGUCUGCGAGGCAUCCGGCGCGUGGCCUGCAGCAAUGCGACUCCUCUCAGAGCAGUCUGCCCAGCUUCCGCUUCACAGGAGGACCGUGGCUUAUAAUGUCACCAUCAGCGCCUGUGAGAAGGGGCAGCAGUGGUCGCUGGCACUCCAGCUUGGCAGAGAGAUGUCCGAGACUGCGGUGCCAAAGGAUCAAUUCACCUACGGCGCCUGCAUCAGCGCCUGCGCAAGGGCCGGUCUCUGGCAGCGGGCGGUGGCUUUGCUCGAGGAACUGGGUCGCACGCCACUCAAGAAGGACACGGUUUGCUGCAGCGCGGCGAUCAGUGCCUGCGAGAAGGCGGCAGCGUGGCGAUCGGCUUUGGCGCUUCUGCAGCAGUCGGGCGAGGAAGGCCUUGUGCGGGACGUGGGCAUCUAUGGAGCAAGCAUCAGCGCCUGUGAGAAAGGCACACAGUGGCAGCGUGCGGCUGCGCUGGCAAACCAACUCAAGGUCGAAGGUUUGCGCGGCAACACCGUGA